AUGCGUCAUCUCACGUCCCUGUCAGCGUGUCCUGCACUUUGGCGUUCUUUGCCUUGCCCGACCUCUGAACUCAGGCUGGAUUUUGUGCUUCCAGGUGGCCAAUCUUUUCGGUGGAGGGAGAGCAGUCCAGGUUUCUGGACUGGCGUGGUACAUGGGCGUGUGUGGACCCUGACACAGAAGGAUGACCACCUCUGGUACGCUGUGUACCCCAACACAGAGGAAGAUGAGGGGAAACCAGAGAAGGAACCAGAGAAGAAGGCCACAAAGAGAAAGCUGCAGAAGACAACCUUCGGGGCCAUCAACACUGAAGACAUUAAACAAGAACAAGACAAUGACUGGACAAAUGUAACCAUUCAUAUCGACUCCAAAGACUGCAAGAAAGACGGGGAAACACUGGAGGAUUAUUUCCAGCUCCACCUCAGUCUCCAGGAUCUCUAUAAGCAGUGGGGAGAAUCAGACACCAACUUUCAGAAAGUAGCCAGAGAGUUUUCAGGAAUUCGCAUGCUGCGCCAGGAUCCCUUAGAAUGUCUCUUCUCAUUCAUCUGUACCUCCAACAACCACAUCUCCCGUAUCACAGGAAUGAUCGAGCGAGUUUGCAGCACUCUAGGAAGACGCCUGUGCCGACUCGAUUCUGUGGACUAUUACUCCUUCCCCAGUCUCCAGGCGUUGGCGGCUGAUGACACCGAGACCAAGUUACGUAACCUGGGCUUUGGGUACAGAGCAAAGUUCGUCAGCGAGAGUGCGAGGACCAUCUUACAUAAGCACGGCCUGGACUGGUUGGAGAGCCUUCGUCAUGUUCCCUAUAAAGAGGCGAAGACUGCGCUGUGCGCUUUGCCUGGAGUUGGAAGCAAAGUUGCUGACUGUGUUUGCCUGAUGGCACUUGACAAACCUGAAGCCGUACCUGUGGACACCCACGUUUGGCAAAUCGCUAAGAGAGACUAUAUGCCUCAGCUCGGCCAGGGGAACAAAAGCAUCACCGAUCGAGUUUACCGAGAGAUCGGAGAUUACUUUCGGAACUUGUGGGGUCCAUAUGCCGGAUGGGCACAGGGGGUAAGCAGAAGUUUCAUCAGCUGCUGUGCAUUGUUACAUCCUAGAUUUUUUUUAUAUCUGUCCCUUCAGCUGUUUCUUGGGAAUGGAGCUUCUUGUUCUAGUACCCUAUGA
Messenger RNA from Staurois parvus, 1161 nucleotides. The record is from the annotation of a GenBank genome assembly. NCBI's taxonomy places the organism in Eukaryota, Metazoa, Chordata, Amphibia, Anura, Ranidae.